CGGGGAAGGGGGGCAGCUGAGGUGACCUGGCUCCGCCAUCUUGUUGUACGGCUGGCCUCGGCCCCUGUGUUGGGAGGGGUGAGGGAGCUGGGGGGAAGGGCCAACUGGCCGGAGAUGGUGAUCUGCUGCGCGGCGGUGAAUUGCUCUAACCGGCAGGGGAAGGUGCAUAGAGGAGCCGUCUCCUUCCACAGAUUCCCUCUAAAGGACUCAAAACGUCUGAUCCAGUGGUUAAAAGCUGUUCAAAGGGACAACUGGACUCCCACCAAGUACUCCUUUCUCUGCAGCGAGCAUUUCACCAAAGAUAGUUUCUCCAAACGGCUGGAAGAUCAGCAUCGGCUACUUAAGCCGACAGCUGUGCCAACCAUCUUUCAGCUCACAGAGAAGAAAGACGACAACCAGGAUUAUGUCAAAAGUAGAAUUAAAAUAGCGGGCCAAAUAUCUGUGAGGGAUGGAGAUCAAUCAAGGGAAGGAGACUGUGAGGUAGUUGAGAAAACCUCAUAUUCUGACCAAGACUUUAUGGUAAUGCAAGGGACUAAAGAGAUGGAGCAAGUGACUCUGCAAGCUGAAAUUGGGUCAAUGUCUGAGCAAGGAGAGAAUGUCUGUGGGCAGUUGGAAGGGCCUCUGAGAAGGAUGUUAGUCGAUAAUUUAGUCUCAAAGACAGGAGUCCAGAAAAAGCCAGAAAGACCAUCUAUGGAUGAUUGUUCUGAAAGCGCUGUCCAUACUGAGAGUUGGAUAACAGAUAGAAGUGGUAUAUCAAUUGAUGACUUCACACCUCCAGUAUCUGGGGCUUGCAAAUUUAUUGGCUCCCUCCACUCUUACAGCUUUUCCUCUAAGCACACGAGAGAGAAGCCAUCUUUCCCAAAAGAGCAACUUGAGAAGAAAAGGCCAAAGAGAGAUGUGGAACCAAGCUGCAGCAGCAGUAUCAUGGGGCACAAUAAGACCUUAGCAGAAAGCUCCCCUAAUUCAUCACUUACUGCAACCCCUCAGAAACCUUCCCAAAGUUUGUCAGCAUCCCCUGCAGACCUUACCCCUCAGCCAGCAACAGAGGCUGUGGUAGGGCAGAAAGGAGAGACAGAUGCCAACCCCAUGUCAAUCAAUGAGGUCAUCAUCUCAGCCUCAGGAGCUUGCAAGCUCAUUGACUCCCUCCAUUCAUACUGUUUCUCCUCUAGGCAAAGCAAAAACGAAGUGUGCUGCCUACGGGAGCAGGUGGAGAAAAAGAAUGGAGAGCUGAAGCUGUUGAGGCAGAGAAUCAGCCGCUCUGACAGUCAAGUCAAGAAGCUGAAGGAGAAGCUGGAUGAACUAGAGAAGAUCAGUUUCCCAUACUUGAACAGUCUGCUGUCCCAGGACUGUGAGACCCCCCAGCUAAACCCUAUGAUUGAGCCUCUGUCCUGGAUGCUGGGCACCUGGCUGUCAGACCCACCAGGAGAUGGUGACUUCCCUACGAUGAAGCCCUUUCAGUACCUGGAAGAGGUGCGCAUCUCUCAUGUGGGGCAGCCCAUGCUGAACUUUUCGUUUAAUGCUUUCCAUCCAGACACCAGGAAGCCAAUGCACAGAGAAUGUGGAUUCAUCCGCCUCAAACCUGACACUAACAAGGUGGCCUUCAUCAGUGCCCAGAACACAGGUCUUGUGGAGGUGGAGGAAGGAGAAGUGAACGGGCAGGAGCUGUCUAUAGCUUCUCACUCUAUAGCCAGGAUCUCCUUUGCCAAGAAGCCCCAUGUGGAGCAGUACUUUUGUUAACCAACCAAUGGCAAUACACACCCUGCAAUCUGGUAAAGAAGAGAAACAACAAUAUACAACAUCUGGCACUUGCAUUACUCACACCAGUCCUUGCGGAAAAACGCAAAGUGUCAGUCAUCAUCCUCACCAUGCGCCCCACCACUAAGAUCAGCAUGCUGGUUUCCCCACCAAGGCAUGCAGGCCAGGAGACAGCCUAAAUAAUGUGUUAUGCUGACACCUACCAGGAUUCAGACAUAUUUAUGAGGGUUUUAACCCUUUUUCCUUAUUUGAACUUCCACACUCUGCUGUUUUUGGGAUGCCCAAUUCUUCAUGGUUAGUUUCUCUUAUACUCAUUAACAUAUAUAUUACCUUAUCACCAUAGUAACAGGAGGUUACCUUAAGGAAGUCUCUCACAUUUCACCCCAGUUGCCAGUGGUCAUCUUGUGGUAUCUACUGAUCUCCUGUAGACAUUAUUGUCCAAACUCAGCAGUUCUUUCAAAAACCUCAGCACAUCACAAAUACAGAAUCAAGCCCAACAAGUUCUCUGUAUACACUCAAAAGUUUGUCUCUCUCACCAAUAGAAGUUGAUCCAAGAAAAAAGGGUAUUACCUCACCUGUCUUGUCUCUCUAAUAUUGAUUAUAGGCAUUUUAUUUAUAUUAUACAAGCUUUGUUUUACGGAUGGAGGGGGGAGUUCAGUGCUGCACUAGGGGUCGAGGAAGGAAUAAGAAUGGAGUAAGAGAGGAGAAGGGGUAAAAGGAGAGAAAAACUGCCCAGCAGGAAGGUACAGAGAGUGGGCACUUGAGCAGGGCUGUAGUCCCAGACCUGGACUGUUUUCUUAAUAAGCUGAACGCUAAAUAGCAGAGUUUAUAUUUCAGUUUGUUUCCAACACUGAGCCGUCAGUGAUUGGCUUUGACAACUCAGACAAUAUUUGAGAUCUGUCUUCUUGGCGAAUCAAGGCUUUUUUCCUCUGCAUUCCA
Messenger RNA from Gopherus evgoodei (Goodes thornscrub tortoise), 2694 nucleotides. It is a transcript of the gene THAP4, whose product is annotated as THAP domain containing 4. Bases 115 to 1737 code for a protein of 540 amino acids. The record is from RefSeq and is a predicted model, not a curated record. NCBI's taxonomy places the organism in Eukaryota, Metazoa, Chordata, Testudines, Testudinidae. The transcript is spliced from 6 exons.